Messenger RNA from Carassius gibelio (silver crucian carp), 1646 nucleotides. RefSeq names its product secreted frizzled-related protein 1b (gene sfrp1b). Gene Ontology annotation, biological process: non-canonical Wnt signaling pathway; canonical Wnt signaling pathway; negative regulation of canonical Wnt signaling pathway. NCBI's taxonomy places the organism in Eukaryota, Metazoa, Chordata, Actinopteri, Cypriniformes, Cyprinidae. The coding region runs from base 186 to 1094 and encodes 302 amino acids. The transcript has 3 exons. Gene Ontology annotation, molecular function: Wnt-protein binding. The record is from RefSeq and is a predicted model, not a curated record.
AGCGCGUUCAUUUACUCUAGCGCCGCGCAACCGAACGGCAGCGCGCGACACUCUCUCCCAUAUCAGGACUGUGGAGAACGAGGACGCCAAAGAAAAAACAGUGCAGCACUAAUGCAAAGACAUACUCCUGAAGCCUCAACAGUGCAACGCAGGUGGAUAUAACUGUUAUAUUUUCUCCACGUGCCAUGAAGAACCUUCUCCCCAAGCUGUGGAUCUUCAUCGCUCCAGUUGUCUUCCUCCCUUCGCUCGUCGCCGAGGAUUAUUUCGUCACUUGGAGACCGGAUUUAUGGCCAAAAGACGACAAAAACUACCAGUGCAUGGACAUUCCCGAGGACCUGAGGUUGUGUUUUAAUGUGGGCUACCACCAAAUGCUGCUUCCCAAUUUGCUGGAGCAUGAAACCAUAACUGAGGUGAAGCAGCAAGCGGUCAGCUGGGUUCCUCUGGUGCACAAAGCCUGUCACCCCGGCACGCAAGUGUUCCUCUGCUCGCUCUUCGCCCCCGUGUGCCUCGAGAGACCCAUAUUUCCGUGCCGCUGGCUGUGCGAGGCCGUUCGGGACAGUUGUUCCCCUAUAAUGCAGGCGUUUGGGUUCCCUUGGCCUGAAAUGCUCAAAUGUGACAAGUUUCCCCUGGGCGACGUGUGCAUUUCUAUGAACACCAGCAGCAGCAAUGAUACGGAUACAUCUCCAGGUGCCACUUCUGUGUGUCCACCAUGUGACAAUGAGAUGAACACCGAUGGAAUUCUGGAACACAUGUGUGCCAGUGAAUUCGCAAUCAAGACAAAGAUUAAGGAAGUCAAAAUAGACAACUUAGAUCGGAAAGUCUUUCUGAAAAACAAGAGGAAGCCGGUGAAGCUUGGAACUCUGAAUAAGCAGGACCUUAAGAAGCUUGUGCUUUACCUGAAAAAUGGAGCAGACUGCCCAUGCCAACAACUGGAAAACCGACAGAGCAACUAUUUAAUCAUGGGCCGGAGUGUGGGGAAACAGUAUAUAUUGACAGGCAUUCAUAAGUGGGACAAAUCUAGCAAAGAAUUAAAGAUGGCCCUUAAAAAACUUAAAAGCCACAAAUGUUCAGCUUUCGAGAGAGUGUUUAAGUGAUUUUUGAUCAACUGGUUACUAAUCUUUGUGAACUUCCCAUUAUAACAUAUUACAUUUUGCAUUACAGUACAGUAUAUAAAGGAACCAAAGAGGCCACAAUCAAGCUUGCAAUUUAGUUCAGAUUUUAAAAUGUUGUUGAACAUUUCUAACCAAUCCAAGUUAAAAAACAGUUAUUCACAGCUAUUUGCAUUCCAUUAUGCUUCAAGUCAGUUGAGUGAGUUCUGCUUUUGCACACACUGCCUUUUUAUAUAUAUAUAUAUAUAUAUAUAUAUAUAUAUUGAUGUUUUCAUGGUAGAAUAAUAUCUACAUCCAUGCAAUCUGUUAAUAAUGUUUAUGUUUAUUAAUAUUCAUCACAGUUAUCAGGUACUCAGUAAAAUACAUAACUUCUUACACAAAGUUUUUUUUUUUUUUUUUUUUUUUUUUUUUUACAGUUUAUUGUUGUAUAGGAUGCAAAUCACAAUUAAUCAUACAGUGGAAGGCGUCCUAUAGCAUGCCUGAGGACUUGCACAAUUCACUGUAAUCAUUCAAGAUUAAACAAUAUUUUUAAUAUAA